GAAAUGCGCGUGCGUAUUAAAUUUCUUACGAGCACGUGUUAAGUAUUUAUUAAGUGAUUGUUUUGAUAUGCAGUAAAUAUAAAAUGAGAGUGAAAUGAUAAGAUUGAGAAUUGAAAUAAAUUAUAUUAUUUUCGUACAAUUGGCUUUAACAUAUUAAAUCCCUUGUUGUAAAAUAAUAUUUUGAUUGAAGUUGAUACAAAUUUUUUAAUUAUUACAAUAAUAUAUUAUACCUGGUGAUUAAAAGAUAAAUUUUAUUUUUGUGACAUGUUUAAAAAUCUAUUGUGUUCUGUGUUAUCAAGACUCAAUUAAUACUUGAAAAAAGAAAUGAUAUUAUCGCAUUUUGAUUGAAAUUCCAUUUCCGUAUAUGGAUGUUAAGUGUUAAAUAGUGAGAGCGAGGAUAUUGAACCAAGAUGUUUAAAGGGUUUGAAGAUGACGCAGGCGCAAAAUUGCAAAACUUCAAUUCUAGUCAGAAGGUGCGCAAUUUUGUGCGGGUCUUUAUACAACGUUGGAGGGCGUUUUAUGCGGGGGAUGCUGCAAAUCAUUUGAGUAUAACACCACCUGUGAUGGGUAACCUGCAGAGUGAUGGCAAGAAAAAACAACGAAAAUCAAAAGACUCAAGUGCCAUCCUCGAUGAUCCAGGAACUCCCAUCCAGUCAUCAAAUGUUAAAAUAUCUCUUGACAAAGCACGAACACCUGUCAAGAGACCUGCACCAAAACCUCCACCUAUUGUCAAGCCACAAAGAGACAGAGAUGAGGAGGAAGAAUUGGAGAAGAAGAAAAAGAUCAAGGAGAAUGUACAGAAAGAUGAAGAGGAACAAAAACAACAACGGGAGGAAGUUAGAAAAUCAGUUUCAGUAUAUGUGGAUAUUAAGUCCCAACGACCAUCCGAUCCUGCUGCUGUCUCCCCACCCACUAGUGAGAACGUGGAGGGCAAGGAGAGGAACAUCAUUUGCUCACACACUUCGGAUGAUCCGAUCGCAACGGACCUACUACUCACGAAUGUGCCACCACUCGGGGUUUUACCGGUAGAUACCGAGGGUCCACCGCUACUCGUGACCGACUCAUGGCGUCGUGUUAACAAGAGUGUAACCACCCCGGAAAUCCCAACACCGCCAAGUCAACAAUCAUCGAGCGACAGCGUCUUCACUGAUCCCGAGGAAGUCGCAAUGGUCGCUGAAAAUGAGAAAAUUGAAAAAUCAUCCCUCAUCUAUCCAUCUAAUGACACUGGAAAGGACAAUAAUUUACAAACUAGUGAGGAAUUUAAAUCUCCCUUCACUGUAUCACGUCAUAGGAAAGUUGAAGUGACACCGGUUUCACAUAAAAUCGGGAAUCUGUAUUCAAACUCGGGCAAAUCAUGUCGAAGGCACAGUAUUAACGAUGACGGAACAGUUCUCAAGAGAGUGGCCAGUCUCACUUUAGACAGAGUCACCCUUGAUACAAGAAGCAGUAGAAAGAUAAACUUAACCCCACAAAAAUUAGAGACACAUCGAUUUGAAAAAUUUGAAGGACGUUACGUCGUUAAGUGGAUUACGGCAGGUGUGUUAAAACAUCUAAAUAAAACAACCCAAAUGUCGGAAGCGGAAUUAAAGAAAAUUUGCUCCGCUUUUUGUGUGCAUCUGGUGUCGGCAGGUAUUUUGAAACCUGCCCUCUCCAAUGAAGAAAACUCAACAUUCACGCCAGAUGAUAUAUACUACUGGGCCACACAGGAGCCGGUAGCUUUUAUUCCGGGUAAAUUGAGCCAGGAAUCCACACCUUCAGAUAAUGUACAAUGUCUUCAAGAGGAAGUGGAAAAUUUACAAAAGGAAGUAGAACGACUUCGUCAUUUAGAAAGGAUAAUUCAGGAAAAACAACGUUCAACAAUGCACGAUACAAAUGAAAUAUCCCUUUCAUUAAGGCAUCAUGCAGGAGAUCCAUCAUCAACUCAUUCAAUAGGAGAAAUUGAAAUUUCCUCUCCAACUGCUUUAUCUGGAAUUGGAAGUCCAUUGCCUUUACAUUCAGUUCCCGAAGUGGAGAGCUCGCCACCUCCUUCCAGUAUAUCUGGAAAUGAAGACAAUACACCUCCAUCCAGAGUGUCUGAAAUAAGAGUUAAUCUUUCCAUGUCUAGAACUGAGGAAACUCCUCGUUCAUCCCGAGUUUGUGAAAUUGAAACUCCACCACCUACUGCUAUGCCGAGAAAAAAAUUAGCUGUUUCACCGACGUAUGGAAUAAGAACACCACCUCCUCCUCCUCCUCCUAUGCCUGACAUAAUAGGAGAAUCUCCUCUUCCUUCAUUUGGAAGUCCACCACCUCCUCCGCCUCCAAUGCCGGAAUUAGGAGGCCCACCACCUCCUCCUCCCCCUAUGCCUGGGAUGGCAGAAGUAUCUGGUCUUCUUAUAACACCAGUUCCACCACCUCCUCCGCCUCCAAUGUCUGGAAUGGGAGGCCCACCACCUCAACCUCCGAUGCCUGGAGUAGGAGGUCCACCACCUCCUCCUCCUAUGCCUGGAAUAACAGGAGCACCUCCUCCGCCACCGAUGCCUGGAAUGGGAUGCCCACCGCCACCACCUCCGCUGAUGCCUGGAAUAGGAAUCCCACCACCUCCUCCUCCACCUGGAAUCGGAGGUGCUCCACCUCCUCCUCCUCCAAUGUUUGGAGUUGGAGGUUCACCAGUUCCACCGCCGCCAAUGUCGGGAUUGGGAGGUCCACCGCCUCCUCCACCAUUCGGUAGUCCAGCGCCUUUUCCAACACCUCCAGUUGGAGGAUGGAACCCUCCAAAUAAGCCAGUUAUGAGGAAGGAAUUAUUAAAUCCGGAUAUUCCAAUGAAGCCUCUCUACUGGACAAGAAUUCUCGUUCAAAAUCAAAAAGUACCAGUCGAUAGUCCAGAAUCUCCUGAGACUCCACUAUGGGUAAAUCUUGAGGAAGAUAAAAAUUUAAAUAUCAAAGAGUUUGCCGAAUUAUUUUCACGACAAGUCACUGAAAGGAAACCAACAAUGAAAAAAGACGAUACUAAUAAGCAAUCAAAAAUACAACCUGCUAAAAUUUUAGAUUCCAAACGAUCAAAAAUGGUUGGAAUAUUGGAGAAAAGUCUUCAUGUUGAUUUCAGCGAGGUGGAAAAUGCAGUUUAUAAUUUAGAUACAAGUGUCGUGAAUCUUGAAGCACUUUAUCAAAUUUAUGAAGUGCGACCAACACCAAAAGAAUUGGAAGAAAUUUCAAUGCAUGAAGUUGAACAUCCUGAUAUUCCAUUGGAUUCACCGGAAAUUUUUCUCAAACGUCUAUCUGGAAUUCAACAUUUUGCUGAAAGAAUAGCGUGUCUAAUGUUUCAAAUUGAAUUUCAAGAUGCAAUAUCGACGGUAUCGUCAAAAUUAACAAAUUUACGUUCACUAUGUGAAUAUAUGAAAAAUUCAAGUUCAUUAAAAAAAGUCAUGGCACUAAUUCUUACACUUGGAAAUUAUAUGAAUGGUGGCAAUAGAAUGAGAGGUCAAGCCGAUGGUUUUGGUCUUGAGAUUCUUGGCAAAUUAAAAGACGUCAAGUCUAAAGUACCUGGUGUGACCCUGUUACAUUAUGUCGUCAAAAUGAAAUUAACACUUGAAGGAGAUUACACUUUUGAUGAACCGUUACCGUUACCGGUUCCCGAGCCAGCAGACGUUGAAGCAGCGGGUUCAAUCAAUUUCGAGGAAAUUUCCAAAGAAUUGGAUCGUCUCGAAAGAGAAUUGGAUGGUUGUCGAAGAAAAUGUCAAAUUGUUGUUGAAAGCAAUCCUGAUAAUGCGGGUCCAUUUAAGGAAAAAAUUGAUUCAUUUUUACAAGAAGCCGUGAAGGAAUUAGCGAGUGAAAAAUUAAGUUUACAAGAAGCAAAGAGUAAAUUUCGAGGUGUUAUGGUGUAUUAUCAAUACAUUCCCAAAGGUUGUACGAUUGAUUCGGCCGAUCCUCAUGAUUUCUUUGUACUUUGGCUCUCAUUCUGUCAAGAUUUCAAGGAUAUUUGGAAAAAAGAACAACAAAGAAUAAGAACAGAGAAAAUAGAGCAAGUGCGUCAAAAAUAUGGCAAAAGAAGAAAUUUUGAAGUAGUUAAAAAAAGUGAAACUGGAUUAAAGGCUAGACUGCAAAAAUUAACAUCAAGAAGAUGAGAUAUGGUGUUAUUGUUUAAUAUUAAAAAUUUAAAUAAAAUUUUUUGUGAUAUAUUUAUAA
This is a messenger RNA of Leptopilina boulardi, 4161 nucleotides long. Its product is annotated as formin-2. NCBI's taxonomy places the organism in Eukaryota, Metazoa, Arthropoda, Insecta, Hymenoptera, Figitidae. Gene Ontology annotation, cellular component: cytoskeleton; actin filament; cytoplasm. The transcript is spliced from 11 exons. Bases 411 to 4100 code for a protein of 1229 amino acids. The record is from RefSeq and is a predicted model, not a curated record. Gene Ontology annotation, biological process: cortical actin cytoskeleton organization; actin filament network formation; actin nucleation. Gene Ontology annotation, molecular function: microtubule binding; actin filament binding.